Molecule: messenger RNA, 861 nt
Organism: Psilocybe cubensis
Lineage: Eukaryota; Fungi; Basidiomycota; Agaricomycetes; Agaricales; Agrocybaceae
Exons: 4
Coding region: 1-861 (286 amino acids)
Source: RefSeq, a predicted model, not a curated record
AUGUCCGAGGUCGCAUAUACCGCCCGGUCUGAAACUGACCGCGAGACUGCUACGACGACCACCCGAGUCGAGCGCGAGCGUGAUAGCGCUAACUUGAAGCUUCCCUGGAUCAAGCGGAGGGUCUUCUUCUUAUUUGUCGCAUUCGCAUUCUGCGCUGCAGGUGCCGGAGUUGGAUUAAAUGCUAUUAUCAAACUCAACAAUCAGGUUGAUGCUCAAGGGAGGCUGGUUUCUACGACUGACAUGGGAGUCACCAUUGAUAUCAACAACGUUUAUGUCACCGGAAUGCUCUCAGUUGUUGCUUGCUUCGGAAUCGUCGUCACCACGGCUGGAUUUAUUGCAUACACAGUCUGGCCUCGUAGGUCAUAUGGACAAUAUAUCAUGUCGCAAGCUGUGUUCCUCAUGGCGUGGACUGGCUGGCUCUUCAUAACCCUCGUCGCAGAGACCGCAUUCUACAAUACUGGCCGCCCGAGAGUGGUCAUAUCAGGAGACGUCGGAACACUUCGCAUUGACGAUCUCAGGGCAGCCUAUCGCCCAAUCAAAUAUUUGCGAAAUUCGAUCAUUCUCCUCUGGUUUUCGUGGCUUGCGGUGUUUGUUUGCACCAGUGCCUUGUUCAUCGCUGCAAGUCAAGUCAAAAUGUCGCGCUCCCCAGGCCCAAAGAAGUAUGGACUGACGGCAGAAGAAUUGGCGGCACUCCCAAAGCGUGACCCGGGCCACAGACAUGAUCCUGAUGGCCUUGUCCCGAGGAAGGAAAAGGUACCUCGUCCGCCCCCAUCUGCGCUCUCCGGGAAGGAUUCGAGUCCAGUUAUGUCGGACACCGCAGAUGUGGAAAAGGCUCCCGCUGCUGCCGAAGUCGUGCAGUAG